Molecule: messenger RNA, 804 nt
Organism: Striga hermonthica
Lineage: Eukaryota; Viridiplantae; Streptophyta; Magnoliopsida; Lamiales; Orobanchaceae
Source: the annotation of a GenBank genome assembly
AUGGCCGAACAGCUAGAGAAGACCUUUCAAGGUGCUGGUGCUGAAGAUGGUAUUCCCAACUUUGACACGCAGCAGUAUUAUUCGACGAUGCAACAAGUCAUGCAAAAUCCACAGUUCAUGACCAUGGCUGAGAGACUGGGUAGUGCAUUGAUGCAGGAUCCAGCCAUGUCUGGCAUGCUCGAGAGUUUGGCAGACCCAAAUAACAAAGAACAAUUCGAAGAAAGGAUGUCUCAUAUUAAAGAAGAUCCGUCUUUGAAGCCGAUUCUGGAAGAGAUUGAGAAUGGUGGUCCUGCUGCUAUGAUGAGGUACUGGAAUGAUAAGGAGGUUCUUAAGAAGUUAGGGGAAGCAAUGGGUUUUGCUGUCGGUGAAAGUGCUGCCUCCGCAGGUGACGCCCCUGGUGAAGAUGAGGCAGAUGAAGCAAAUGACGAGGAAUCUAUCGUUCAUCAUACUGCCAGUGUUGGUGAUGUGGAGGGCUUGAAGAGUGCUCUGGCUGGUGGUGCUGAUAAAGAUGAAGAGGAUUCUGAAGGAAGGACUGCAUUGCAUUUUGCAUGUGGAUAUGGCGAGGUUAAAUGUGCUCAAGUUCUUCUAGAGGCUGGGGCUAAGGUGGAUGGUUUGGAUAAGAAUAAGAACACUCCCCUCCAUUAUGCUGCCGGUUAUGGUCGUAGGGACUGUGUCGAGCUUUUGUUGAAAAAUGGUGCUGCUGUUACUCUUCAGAACCUAGAUGGGAAGACACCCAUUGAUGUUGCCAAACUAAAUAACCAAAAGGAGGUGCUAACUUUGCUCGAGAAGGAUGCAUUUCUGUAG